Spinacia oleracea (spinach) is the source of this 2308-nucleotide messenger RNA. RefSeq names its product beta-glucuronosyltransferase GlcAT14B. The record is from RefSeq and is a predicted model, not a curated record. Gene Ontology annotation, molecular function: glucuronosyltransferase activity. The coding region runs from base 553 to 1863 and encodes 436 amino acids. Lineage: Eukaryota; Viridiplantae; Streptophyta; Magnoliopsida; Caryophyllales; Amaranthaceae. The transcript is spliced from 5 exons. Gene Ontology annotation, cellular component: membrane.
UUCGCCUGCAUCAAAAAAUGAUCUCACACGUUAUCACUUAAUCUGUUAAUCAUAUACACAUUCAUUAUUCAUAUAUAGUGCUCAACUUCCUAGUCCAAGUAUUUCUCAUUCUCACCUCCAAAAAAAAUUAAAGGAAAAAAAACAUUACUCUAUUUUUUCCCAUUCUUCUCAUUUUCUCUCUCCUAUCGUUUGAUUGGAUUCGUGAAAAAGAAAAGAAAAAUCAACGAAAGGUAGGAACAUUAAUUACUGUAUAUAAAUUUGAAACAUCCCCCUUUAACUUUCUCCCACUUUUAAAACUCCUACGAGAUCCGCCAUUAAUGAGGGUUCAAGCUUUUUUGCAUUCUUAUGGUUCAAGCUCUUAAUUGGCAUCUUUUACCAUUAUGCUACAGUAAUAUUGAAGAAGUUGCUAAAUUAGGAGAAAAAGCUGGUGUUGAUUCAAAUUUGUGAUUGAAUAUUGGGACCUAAGCUAAUAGUGCUAGAUUUAGAUAAGUUGAAUAUUGAAUCUGAUUAGAUUCAGUGAAUUAAAGGGUUUUGAGGUAUUUUCUUUGUUAGAUGAGAAGAUUUUUGUAUGGUGGAGGUUCACCAAUGAAAGUGCUUGAAGGAGUAUCAUUGAACAUGGAGAGGAGAUGGGCAUUUCCUCUUGUGAUAACCUCGGUUUUAUUUGUAUUUCUCUUUGCAACAUGCUUCAACAUGGGCCUUCUUUCGUCGAUCCACACCAUUAAUAACAUUAUAUCUCAUUAUUCAAGUUCAUCGGCGAACCAAACGAAUCCAUUGUUUGUUGAAUCAGUAGUGUCUCAACCUCCUCCACCACCUGCACUACCUCCACUCCCUCGUUUUGCGUAUUUGAUUUCAGGGUCUAAGGGUGAUUCCCAGAAGCUAUGGAGAACGCUGCAGGCGUUGUAUCAUCCCAGGAAUAGAUAUAUUGUUCACUUGGAUUUAGAGUCUCCAAUGGAGGAGAGGUUGCAGCUUGCUGCACGAAUUGAUGAUGAUCCGUUGUUUGCUAAAGUUGGGAAUGUGCAUAUGAUCACUAAAGCAAACAUGGUCACUUAUAGAGGCCCUACCAUGGUUUCAACUACACUACAUGCUUGUGCUAUUCUUCUCAAGAAAUAUCAAGAUUGGGAUUGGUUUAUCAAUCUCAGUGCUUCUGAUUAUCCUCUAGUCACUCAAGACGAUCUCAUAUACACAUUCUCGAAAUUGGACCGUAAACUGAACUUUAUCGACCAUUCCAGCAGGCUAGGUUGGAAAGAGGCUGGGAGGGCUAUGCCACUAUACGUAGACCCUGGGCUUUACUCACAAAAAAAAUCAGAUAUAUUCCGGGUUCAACCAAGGAGAACUAUGCCUACAUCGUUUAAGUUAUUUACUGGUUCGGCAUGGAUGGUUCUAUCACAUGAUUUUGUUGAAUACCUCAUUUGGGGAUGGGAUAACCUACCUAGAACCAUGCUUAUGUAUUACACCAACUUUGUCUCCUCUCCAGAAGGCUAUUUCCAUACUGUCAUCUGCAAUGCACCCGAGUUUGCUAAAACAGCAGUUAACCAUGAUCUCCAUUAUAUUGCUUGGGAUACCCCACCAAGACAACACCCACGCACUCUUGGUUUAACUGACACAGAAAAGAUGAUUGGCAGCAAUGCUGCAUUUGCCAGGAAAUUCAGGCAAGAUGAUCCAGCAUUGGAUAAAAUAGACAGGGAAUUACUUGGGCGUAGAAAUGUGAGUGUUACUCCAGGUCGGUGGUGUGGUGGUAAGCCACGUUGUACCAAAGUUAAAAACCCAGACAAGAUAAAACCAGGUCCUGGAGCUCAAAGGCUUGGUCAACUUGUAUCAAGAGUAAAUUCAGCAGAAGCAUUUCAAACACGGCAAUGUAAAUAGAUUUAUCCUUGCUUGUUUGUUGAUAUAUCUCAUUUUGUAAAACCCAGGUGCAGAGAUCAGAUGUGGUUUUAGGCAUAUAGGGAGAUGAAGCGAAAAAGAGCCAUAGGGGGUUAUUUACUGAAUCCUGAGCUCAUAUCGACAUUCUUUUUGAUGACAGUGCAGGUGAAUGCUGAAUAGGCCUUAGCUGGUUGAGUUAUUUUGUCACUGUUGUCAGAGACAGAACUAGGAAUAUUUUUUUUAGGUUUUUGUAGAUUGAUGAAACAAUACAUACACUCAGCUCUCUCUUUAGUCUUUACAUUCGAGGCUACAUGAGAUGAGAUGUACGUCCCCUCACCUUCGAAAUAAAUCCUUGGUACAUAUGAAUGACUUCCUUCAACUUCCAUUCAGAGUUGUUUCAAGGUUCAAAAGUGCUAUAUAUUAUUGUGCAGCUAGAAGAUUACAUUUC